Motacilla alba alba is the source of this 2407-nucleotide messenger RNA. Its product is annotated as endonuclease domain-containing 1 protein-like. Lineage: Eukaryota; Metazoa; Chordata; Aves; Passeriformes; Motacillidae. The transcript has 2 exons. The coding region runs from base 310 to 1128 and encodes 272 amino acids. Gene Ontology annotation, molecular function: nucleic acid binding; hydrolase activity; metal ion binding. The record is from RefSeq and is a predicted model, not a curated record.
AUUUUUAUUUCAAAAAGUGAAAUGCAAAACCAUGAGCUCACAGACCUCAAGAGUUGUUUGACAGAUUCAUUACUUCUUAUGCUUAUAUCUGGUUAUAACAACCAAUACAUUGUUACUGUAUUCCUGGAGUUUUGGAAGUGGAAGAAAAUUAAUCCAGUUUAGUUGUCAAUGAAUGAACAGUGGGAAUAGACUGCUCCUCUGCCAGCUCCGUCCCACAUGCACAGGCCAUGUCCAGCUCUCUCCAAGCUGAGUGUCCCUCUGCAUUUGCCUUCCAGGGGAGCAAGAGCCCUUCACUGAAAUCCUCCCACCAUGCUGCGGCUGCUGCUGCUGCAGGUGUUGGCCAGCUGCCUCUGGCUGGGACACAGCAAGGUGGUGAACUCCUUUGCAGAUUGUCCUAGGUUUUUCUACAGGAAUAUUACCCCAAAUGAAGCUCUGGAGCCACAGAACCCAGCCUGGAUCUGCCAGCACUAUAAAAACCAGUACCACUUCGCCACCCUGUACGACAGAGAUUUGCGCAUUCCCGUGUACUCUGCUUACAUCUACCAGCCUGGACUUGGAAACAGAUCUAGCUUGUGGUUUGUUGAACCUCAGCUGAUCAACCCAGCUUAUUCCAAGGAUAUGGAUACAGAGACGUCCAUCAGUAAUCGAUACAAGAUCACUCCACAGCAAAUUGGCCAGAGUCAGGCUAUCAGCCAAGACUACAAAAACCUCCAGGGUUUGGACCGUGGUCACUUGAGCCCCAGUGGCCAUCAAAGUGGCAACAACAGCAAGUGGGCUACCUUCACCCUCACCAACAUAGUGCCCCAGAACAGCACACUCAACAAGGGCCAGUGGAAAGACUACGAGAACCAAACAAUGGCUCAGAAAACCCAGGGCUGUACAACCACCUAUGUGAUCACGGGUGCUGUGCCUGGGAACACCUACAUCUCCAAUAAGAGGGUUAAUGUACCCAGCCACAUCUGGUCAGCUGCCUGCUGCCAGACCAACACCAUCAUGAAGACUUGGGCAGUCAUUGCUGAAAACAGCAAUAACCACGUCCAGAACCUCACACUGGCACAACUGGAGGCCAACUUGUCCCAGCUCUAUGGGAAGGGACAGGUUUCUCUGUUCCACAGUGCCUGUCCCUGAUAACAAACCUUAUAUCCUGGGUGGAAAAGGCUCAUGAGCUUUUCCCACAUGUCAUAGAAUCACAGAAUGCUUUGUUUUAUGGGACUUCAAAGAUCAUCUUGUUCCAUCGCUUUCCCUGUGCAGUGACACCUUCUACUACACCAGGUUGCUCCAAGUCCCAUCCAACCUGGCCUUGAACACUUCCAGGGAUGGGACAGCCACAGCUUCUCUGCUCACCCUGUGACAGGGCCUCACACCCCCUCAGUACAGAAUUUCUCCCUAACAUCUCAUGUAACCCUGCCCUUUGUCAGUGUGAAAUCAUUCCUUCUUGUCCUGUCACUCCAUGCCCUUGUCCAAAAUCCCUCUCCAGAUCUCUUGGUGAACUUCUAGGUAGUGGAAGGGGAUCGAACUUCUCUCCACAGCCUUUUCUUGCCAAGGCUGAACACCCUCAGCUGUCUCAGCCUGUCUCUAGAGCAGAGACAUUCCAGACCUUGAAACAUCUUCAUGGCCUCCAUGGGACUCCACUCCAAUAUGUUUUUUGUCCUUCUCAUGUUGUGGGCCCCAGAGCUGGACACAGCACUCCAGGUGCAAGGACCAGAUUCUGGACAACCUGCUCUAGAUCAUCCUCCUUGACCAAGGGUAUGGACUAGAAGAUUUUGAGAGGUCCCUCCCAUGCUCAACAAUUCAGUGAUUCUGUGAUCCUGAGACAUGCUUUUGUUUGCUUGCUUUUGAAGCUACACCUUUAGAGCAGCACCUGCGGUAUCAGACAGGCAAGCUUUGGCAUCAGAUAAAUAGAAAGCUUUGAGCAGCCAAAGCUGAAUUUCUGUGAUGCACUGCUUGGAUACCUUUAUUCUCUGCCCUCCUUCUGAAGCUUUUCUGCAAAAUUAUAGGGAACUGAUCUGGGGAAAUGUGUUCAAUAUAUUCAAUGUAUUCAAUGUAUUCGAUAUCAUAAUCAAAAGAUCAUCACAGGACAGAUCAUUUAGUUCCUGAGUAGUUCACAAUAAAAAUUAUUUGCUGCAGUGCUGGUUUGCAGGGUCAUCUCAUGUAUAAACCACAAGUUCCUUCUCGCUGAAAUUUCUACUACCAAUAAUGCCACAGUUCCUAGGACAUUAGUCUGUGGCUUGAGACCACACUCAUCCUCAUCCCUGCUCAUCCCAUGCCCACUGCUUCUGCUUUCCAAGCUCUGGAACUAUGGAUGAUUGACCAACCCCAUGAAUCCCACCUCCAUCACCUCUUUGGGCUGGCCUGGGGACAUUUAUCCCAGGCAGUACCCAGAAAUGCCCUGUCCUCCACAGCAAGC